AUGGGAUGUAUUAUGAGCCAAGAAGAUGAGGCAGCAAAGCGCAGAUCAAAAAAGAUUGAUAGAUUGCUGAGGGAAGAUGCAGAAAGUUCGAAUCGUACUGUCAAAUUGUUGCUUCUUGGAGCUGGUGAAUCGGGAAAGUCGACGAUAUUGAAGCAGAUGCGUAUCAUUCACGAUGUUGGAUACACGACUGAAGAAAGAAAAGUGUUCCGUGGUGUUGUGUAUGGAAAUAUCAUAUUGUCCCUCAACGCUAUCAUUCGCGCCAUGGAACAGCUUCAAAUCAGUUUUGCCACUAUGGAUCAUGAAUCCGACGCCCGAAAACUUUUGAUGUUCAGUACGACUGGAGAAGAAGAUGAACUGCCGGAAGAACUUGUCGUAUUAAUGAAAAGUGUGUGGUCAGAUGAGGGAAUCCAGAAGGCGUUGGAAAGAUCCCGGGAAUAUCAGCUCAACGAUUCAGCUGGCUAUUAUCUGAGCCAACUUGACAGAAUUUGUGCUCCCAAUUAUAUUCCAACGCAGGAUGACAUUCUUCGAACAAGAAUCAAAACUACGGGAAUCGUGGAAACACAAUUUGUGUACAAAGAUCGUCUUUUCCUAGUGUUUGAUGUCGGAGGACAACGGUCGGAAAGAAAAAAGUGGAUUCAUUGCUUCGAAGAUGUCACCGCUCUGAUUUUCUGCGUUGCACUGUCAGAAUACGAUAUGGUGUUGGUGGAGGAUUGUCAGACGAAUCGCAUGCGAGAAUCACUGAAAUUAUUCGAUUCGAUUUGCAACAACAAAUGGUUCACCGAAACGUCAAUCAUUCUUUUCUUGAAUAAAAAGGAUCUUUUCGAGGAGAAAAUUCAGAAAUCUCCACUGACGCAUUGUUUCCCAGAAUAUACUGGAGCAAAUAAUUACGAAGAAGCAUCUGCUUAUAUUCAACAGCAAUUCGAAGAAGUUAACAAGAGGACAGCCGGACAAAAGAAUCAGGAAAUCUACACUCAAUUCACAUGUGCCACCGACACGAACAACAUUCGAUUCGUUUUUGACGCCGUCACUGACAUCAUUAUUCGAGAUAACCUUCGUACUUGUGGACUCUACUAA
This is a messenger RNA of Caenorhabditis remanei, 1074 nucleotides long. RefSeq lists its product as uncharacterized. The record is from RefSeq and is a predicted model, not a curated record. NCBI's taxonomy places the organism in Eukaryota, Metazoa, Nematoda, Chromadorea, Rhabditida, Rhabditidae. Gene Ontology annotation, biological process: adenylate cyclase-modulating G protein-coupled receptor signaling pathway. Gene Ontology annotation, cellular component: heterotrimeric G-protein complex. Gene Ontology annotation, molecular function: GTP binding; G-protein beta/gamma-subunit complex binding; GTPase activity. Bases 1 to 1074 code for a protein of 357 amino acids. The transcript is spliced from 8 exons.